AUGGCUCCGCAGAUGAGAUACGCUUUAUUUCCCGAGCCCCAGACCCCGCACCCUUACCCACCCCGCACCCUCGCACUCGCUGGGCAGCGCGACUUCACCGCCGAGGGGCGGGGCGGGGCGUCGGCGCGCUAUUGUCAUGGAGACGGGAAGCCCGUGGUGGCUGCGGCGGGCACGGCCGGGCGCAGGCGGCUGCCAGUCGGCCGAGUGGGCGAGGCCGCGCGGCCCGGACGGCCCGAGCGGGAGGGAGCGCGCCGCCGGCCGGUGGCGGCUGUCUCCCGGCUCGGCCCAGGCCCGGCGGGCGCGGGCAGCGCCCCAAGCGUGUCCUCCCUGCUCCUUCCUCCCGCCUCUCGCGGCCCCUCAGCCCGCAGCGCCCGCCCUCGGCUCCGCCCGCCGCCGCCGCCGCCGGCGCAGCCCCUCGCGGUAACGGUCGGUAGCGGCCCGCGCGCGCCGCCCGCCGGGAGCUCGCGCCAGCCACGAGGGAGCGUCCGCGGCCCGCGGCCCGCGCGGCGGAGGAGAGCUAAGUUCACUUCUGGACUCUGGGGUUCCUCCAGAUGUUGGCUGAAAUUUGUCCUUGCACCUCCCCAGGCUCCUCCACAAAACCUACAGUUCAUAAUGGAGCUACUGUACUGGCUGUGGAAGGAGGAGAUUCUGAAGAUAGGGAGAUUCAGCUAUCGGUCUUUGAAAUUUCCUGUGGUCUGUUCAUUCUAGAUGCAAAGGACAUGGAAAAAUCAAGUGCUCAAGUGGUUUAAAUAUGUUUGGAUGUUCCUAUUUAUAGACUACAGCAUUUUUCCAAUUAAAAUCCUCAGUUGUCAUGCAGAAGAAGGUUAUGUUUUUCUUGAUCACCACUUUUAUUUGAAAUGCUUAGUAUUGUAGAGUAUCACCAUUUUCUGUUUUAGUCAAAAGUAUAGAAAAAAUUAAAUCAAUUUUAUAUAUUGAAUUUU
This is a messenger RNA of Equus quagga, 941 nucleotides long. Its product is annotated as atherin-like. Bases 1 to 708 code for a protein of 235 amino acids. The record is from RefSeq and is a predicted model, not a curated record. Lineage: Eukaryota; Metazoa; Chordata; Mammalia; Perissodactyla; Equidae. The transcript is spliced from 5 exons.